This is a messenger RNA of Nicotiana tabacum (common tobacco), 2754 nucleotides long. Its product is annotated as glutamine--tRNA ligase. The record is from RefSeq and is a predicted model, not a curated record. Gene Ontology annotation, biological process: glutaminyl-tRNA aminoacylation; translation. Gene Ontology annotation, molecular function: glutamine-tRNA ligase activity; ATP binding. Gene Ontology annotation, cellular component: cytoplasm; cytosol. NCBI's taxonomy places the organism in Eukaryota, Viridiplantae, Streptophyta, Magnoliopsida, Solanales, Solanaceae.
AACACUUGUCCUAAACUUCGAAAGAUUCUUCCUUUAAAGAAUCUCCCAAUUACUUGCCAAAUUUCCCAAAAACUCUGUCAUAGUUCUAACUCUAGCCAUUUCCACUCUAGGGUUUUUGGAUAUUACGAGGUAGCCAUUGAAGCAAUGGUGAAGGAGGAGGAUAGCAAAACUUUGGAGCUGUUCUUGAAAAUUGGAUUAGAUGAAAAGACUGCCAAAAAUACUUUGGCGAACAAUAAAGUCACCACUAAUCUUACUGCCGUUAUUCACGAGGCAGCUGUGACUGAUGGUUGUGAUCGUACUGUAGGCAACCUGAUAUACACGGUUGCUACAAAGUUUCCAGCCAAUGCACUUAACCACCGGCCCACAUUGCUUCAGUACAUUGUAUCAACAAAGAUUAAAACCCCUGCACAGUUAGAAGCGGCAUUCACGUUUCUUGCUGCAACCGCCUCUGGAGAUUUGAACACCCAAGAAUUUGAGGAGGCUUGUGGUGUUGGAGUUGAGGUAUCCAAGGAUGACAUUGAACGUGCUGUCAGUGAGGUUUUUGAGGAGAAGAAGGCCAAUAUAUUAGAGCAGCGUUAUAGAACAAAUGUUGGUGAACUCUUUGCUCACGUUCGGAAGAAGUUGCCAUGGGCUGAUCCGAAAGUAGUCAAGGAAGUAAUAGAUGCGGAGCUGUAUAAAUUACUUGGGGAAAGAACUGCUGCAGAUAAUGAAAAGCCUGUAAAAAAGAAGAAAGAGAAGCCAGUGAAAGCUGAGGAUAAGGCAAAAGUUGAUGAGACCCCUGCACCGAAGCCGUCUGAAGAAGAAUUAAAUCCAUAUUCGAUCUUCCCCCCUCCUGAGGAAAAUUACAAGGUACAUACAGAAAUAUAUUUCAGUGACAGGCCUGUGCUUCGAGCUUGCAAUUCCAAGGAACUACUUGAAAAACAUUUGAAAGUGACUGGACGAAAAGUUUUAACACGUUUUCCACCCGAACCUAACGGAUAUUUGCACAUUGGACAUGCAAAGGCUAUGUUUGUGGACUUUGGUCUGGCAAAAGAAAGAGACGGUGGCUGUUACUUGAGGUUUGAUGAUACCAACCCUGAAGCUGAGAAGAAAGAGUACAUCGAUCAUAUCAAAGAAAUUGUAGGGUGGAUGGGAUGGGAGCCUUACAAGAUAACUCACACUAGUGAUUAUUUCCAAGACCUUUAUGAGCUAGCUGUAGAGCUGAUAAAAAGAGGUCAUGCAUAUGUUGACCACCAGACAGCUGAAGAGGUAAAAGAAUAUCGAGAGAGAAAGAUGAACAGCCCUUGGAGAGAUAGGCCUAUAGAAGAGUCCUUAAGAUUGUUUGAUGAAAUGAAGAAGGGGAUGAUUGAUGAAGGCAAGGCGACAUUGAGGAUGAAACAGGACAUGCAGAGUGAUAAUUUCAAUAUGUAUGACCUUAUUGCAUACCGUAUCAAGUUCACUCCUCAUCCACAUGCAGGGGAUAAAUGGUGCAUCUACCCCAGUUAUGAUUAUGCCCAUUGUAUUGUUGAUUCUUUGGAAAAUAUCACUCAUUCGCUUUGCACCCUGGAGUUUGAAACCCGCCGUGCAUCAUAUUACUGGUUACUGGAUGCACUAGGCCUUUACCAGCCUUUUGUUUGGGAAUACUCACGGUUGAAUGUGUCCAACACUGUGAUGUCAAAGCGGAAGUUGAACCGUCUUGUAACAGAGAAAUGGGUUGACGGCUGGGAUGAUCCUCGUCUCAUGACAUUAGCAGGGUUGCGACGUAGAGGGGUAACUUCAACAGCAAUUAAUGCUUUUGUUCGUGGGAUUGGAAUAACUAGAAGUGACUGUAGUAUGAUACACCUAAGUCGCCUCGAAUACCAUAUAAGAGAAGAACUAAAUAAAACAGCUCCUAGAACAAUGGUUGUGCUAAAUCCCCUUAAGGUUAUCAUCACAAACCUUGAAGCUGGCAUAGUAACGGAUCUAGAUGCAAAGAAAUGGCCUGAAGCUCCAGUAAAUGAUGCUUCGUCAUUUUAUAAGGUCCCCUUUUCUAGAGUUGUGUACAUUGAACGUACAGAUUUUAGGUUAAAAGAUUCUAAAGAUUAUUUUGGCCUUGCUCCUGGAAAAUCUGUCUUACUAAGGUAUGCAUACCCUAUAAAAUGUACAGAUGUAAUUCUUGCUGAUGACAAAGAGACGGUUCUUGAGAUUCGGGCAGAGUAUGACCCGUCCAAGACGACCAAGCCUAAGGGUGUUCUUCAUUGGGUUGCAGAACCUUCACCUGGGGUAGAUCCACUUAAGGUGGAGGUCCGGCUAUUUGACAGGCUCUUUCUCUCCGAGAAUCCCGCCGAACUAGAAGACUGGCUUGGUGAUUUGAACCCUGAGUCUAAAGUGGUGAUACAAAAUGCUUAUGCUGUGCCCUUAGUUAGGACGGCUGCUCUUGGAGGCAGAUUUCAGUUUGAAAGGCUCGGGUAUUUUGCUGUUGACCAGGAUUCCACUUCUGAGAAACUGGUCUUCAAUCGGACUGUCACGCUGCGUGAUAGCUAUGCCAAGGGUGGAAAAUGAAGCUUUUAUGAAGAAAUGGAAGUGAAAUGGCAGUGUGUGAUCGAGUGAGAUUAACUAAUGCAUUUUUCUUGAUAUUUACGUGUACAAAUAGACAUUUUCAAGAAUGAACAUUUUUGGUAUUCCGGGAAUACACCAAGUUUAGAUAUGACAAAAAAGUUUUGGUAGCUCAAUUUUGUUAUCUCCCGUGAAGUCCUUUUUGUUUCUUUUCUGCAAAAAAUUGCAGUUAUGGCUUCA